GGUAGUCCGUACUCCGUGCCAGUGCUCAGUCAGUCUCGAUUCACAACGUUGGCCGGCCCGUCGUUGGUUAUUUACCGACACCGUGUUCCUCGUGCGUCCGCCGCGAGUUCGUCCGUUCGUUUCACGUGCACUACUCGUUUCGUUUGCCCAGUUCGAUUGGCCGUUUAGCGGUUUGUUCGUGGCGAGUGUGUGGCGCGUUUUGAUUUUUAUAUUAUACAACAAGUUGUGUCCCCGAGUGAUCCGGAUAAUAGGCAGCCUUUUUUUUCUUUAAUUUUCUGUUCACUACAAUAUUCGGUUUUUUACCGAAUCGCAUUGACUUUGUUAUAUGUGCGAUUCGUUGCGACCUCCACAUCCGCAAUGAACGGCGGCCGCGUGGCCAAGCGGCUGCUGGCCGUCGUGCUGGCGUUGGGCACGGUGGCCACGCUGGGCCUUUACUACAACGGGUCUACGGUCCGGUUGGACGACCGACGUCCAAGGCCGGCGUCGGCCGCCGAGUGGACGCAACCCGGGAGGCCCGAAGCCCUCCGGCAGGCCGUGGACGCCGCCGGCGACGAAACGUCGGCAGCCGACACACAAAAACGGCGGUUCGGACAACUGCAGCCGCUGGCGUCCGCUUUUGUCGACAAAGACACUUGUCCUGAAAUCGGAUACGCCGACACCAACAUAGACACCGUAGCGCAGUUUUCUCGGUUCGAGUUCCAGCCUUAUUGGAUGAAGAGCCGAGAGUUUUGGGACGACGGCUUUGAACAGCGAUACAAACAAGUGCUCAAAGAUACCGCCAAUGGUUCGAAUUUCCCACUUAAAGUCAUAGUGGUGCCACACUCGCACAACGAUCCGGGAUGGCUAAAGACUUACGAGGGCUACUAUCACUCGCAGACCAGAAACAUCCUGAACAACAUGGUCGACAAAUUGGCAAUGUUCAAAAACAUGACGUUCAUAUGGUCGGAAAUAUCAUUCUUGUCGCAGUGGUGGGAAAGUGCACACCCCAGCAAGAGGAAAGUGAUCCGAAGAUUGUUGGCCGAAGGACGGUUGGAGAUCACGACCGGCGGAUGGGUGAUGACGGACGAGGCAACAUCGCACAUUUACGGCAUGCUGGAUCAAAUGAUCGAAGGACAUCAAUGGGUGAAGAAUAAUCUGGGCGUUAAAGUCAAAACCGGUUGGUCAGUGGACCCUUUUGGACAUGGACCCACGGUGCCUUAUCUGUUAAAACAGUCCGAAGUCACUGGUGGCACGGUCAUCCAGCGCAUACAUUACGUAUGGAAAGAAUGGCUGGCUCGCACACGAAACGGGCACUUCUUCUGGAGACAAAACUGGGACCGAAGCGGACACACUGACACACUGGUGCAUAACCUACCGUUCGACAUAUACUCGAUAAAACACUCAUGUGGACCUCAUCCUCAGGUGUGCUUGAACUUCGAUUUCCGAAAAAUACCCGGCGAGUACACGGAGUACUCGCUUCGAGCCGUGCCCAUCGACGAGCAGAACAAGCGACAAAAGGCCGAUCUGCUGAUGGAACAGUACGGUCGGACGGGUUCGGUGUCGCCGUACAACGUGGCGCUGAUCCCGUUGGGUGACGACUUCCGGUACGAACAAGAAAUGGAAUGGGACCAACAGUACAGGAACUACAAGCGACUGUUCGAUUUCAUUAACGCUAAUAAGGAGCGGUACCACGGUGCUGAAGUCGGGUUCGGUACACCGUCUGACUUCUUUAAGGCACUGCGAGAACGCAGUGGCGAUCGCUUUAGUACUUUGCGCGGUGACUUUUUCGUAUACAGCGAUAUAUUCUCGGAGGGUAGGCCAGCCUACUGGAGUGGUUACUACACCAGUCGGCCGUACUGGAAGGUGUUGGACAGAGAGUUGGAAGCCAACCUCAGAGCGUCGGAGAUACUGUUCACGUUAGCCGUGAACGACGCCAGACGCAAACGGCUCAACGAUACGGUGAAACUGUUGGAGCGUGACUAUGAGAAACUGACUAAGGCCCGGCAGAACCUAGCUCUCUUCCAACACCACGACGCCAUCACCGGUACGUCCAAGGCGUUUGUCAUGAACGACUACGCGCUCAAGUUGUUCGAGGGCAUUCAGGACUGCGCGUUCGUCCAAAGCUUCGCGGCUCAGUGCUUGUUGGCCCGGGACGAGGCGGGCGCUUCGCCUUCGGCCAAAAUCAUUAUACCCGACAGCGAUCGGCAAUCGUACGACAAACCCACAUACAGGCUGGCUCUUAACUUGGACAAGACCAAACCGCGAAACGUCGUGGUGUUCAACUCGCAUGCUCGUCGCAGGUCUGAGCCCAUCAGGAUCCUGUUGUCGGAGCCCAAUGUCCGCAUAGUGGACAGCGACGGCGUGGCCGUCAAGCAUCAGAUCAACCCUGUGUGGAACGUCAGCAAGACCGACGAACCGCUGUCCAUCUCUAAAGUGUGCUUCGAGCUGCUGUUCUUCGCAGUGCUCGAGCCACUCAGUCUAACUACGUUCACGGUACACCGUGCCCCCAACCCCGAGGGUCUGUCCUCGGUGUACUGUAAGAACUGUGCUGGCCACUCGGCGUUCUCCGUCAAGCCCAUGCGGUUGGGCGACAUUCAGUUGGAAAACGCGCACGUGCAAGCGCUGUUCGAUGGCAAGACCGGACUGCUCCGCAAGAUUGUUGACAAGAAUACGGGCGCUUCGCAAUACGUCAACGUCGACUUCGCGGCGUACCAGUCGGCGCAGUUCCACAGCGGUGCAUACCUGUUCAUGCCGGAUCCGAACCUGAGGGAUACCGAGAGGAAAGUGCUGGACGACUACCCGGGACCACCGACCAUCAUCAUUACAUCGGGACCCCUGUCGUCGGAGAUCACCGUCAUAUACAAUAUCCUGACACACACGGUUCGUCUGUACCACGUCAAGGGCUUGGAGAGCCGCGGCCUGUACGUGGAAAACGUCGUGGACUUUGACGUGCCACCGAAAAACCGCGAGACCGAGCUGUUUAUGCGACUGUCGACGGGCAUCACCAACGGCGAACCGCCAGUGAUCUACACUGACUCCAACGGUUUCCAGAUGCAAAAGCGAGUGACCGUCAAGCGCAUCGGCGUCGAAGGAAACUACUAUCCGGCCACGUCGGCCACGUACAUCGAGGACGACCGACACAGGCUGACGGUGCUCCUGAACCACGCGCAGGGCGUGACUGGAUGGGAACCGGGCCGCGUGGAACUCAUGCUGGACAGGCGGACGUUGUACGACGACUCGCGGGGCUUGGGAGAGGGUGUGGUGGACAACAAGCGGACGGUGACCAAAUACUGGAUACUGUUGGAGUCGCUGUCGUCGGACAGCGGUUCUUACAAGGACCAAGUGUCCAACCCCAGUUUAACGGCCAAUCACCUGUCCGAGGGUCUCCUUUACCCGGCCAACGUGUUCGUGGUGGACCCCGAGGCCGAGCAUUUGCUCAGGCCGAAAACCGCGGCGCUCAGCAAGUCGCUGCCGUGUGACGUGCACCUGAUGAACCUGCGCACCAUGUCCGACUCCGUGUUCCAGCAGUUCCCGUCGCAGUCGGCGCUCAUGAUUCUGCACCGGAAGGGAUUCGACUGUCGGACCGACCGAGGCGUCCGGAUCCCGGAUUGUUCGCUACGACACGACAAAGGCGCGUUCGACGAGGGCACCGCUUUCGUCGACCACAACGUCCGGCUGUCGCGAACCACUUUGACCGGAUUGCACGACAUGGGUGCCGUCGACCGCCUUGACCAAGUAGAGCUGGCCCCCAUGGAACUGACAGCAAUCAACGUUACCUUUGUCGGGUAGUGUGUCCCCCCCCCCUAAUACUCAUAUGUACAACGUGAUGUAAAGUAAAAUUACUUUGGUUGGUACUUACGUUGUUUCCGUUUCGGUGUAAAGCAGAGUAAACGACGUAUUCAGUUUCUAAGUGUGCUUCCUGUUUUGACGUUCUGUAAAUAUUAGGUAGUUGAAAAUUAUUGUUGUAUUAUAUAUAUAUUAUUAAUAUAAGAUUUGGUCGAGCGGUAAAAAAGUAUACUCCGAAUGCCUGCUCGUUGGACAAAUUAAAAAACAUAAAAACUUAUAAUCAAACAUGACACAGCAAAACCGUUAUUAAAUAUAUUUUUCGUACUUAAACCGUACGAAAUGUCAAUUAAAAUAAACGUCAUUCAUCGCGCGCUGUGUUGAACAUUUUUUUAUUAAUCAUUUUAUAACGUAUGUAAGGACUUAGUUUUAAAAAUGUUUGUGAAAAAAAAAUUAAUUUCUAGUCACAAAUUUUUAAUAGGAUUUGUAUUCUUUGUUUUUUUUUUUAACAUGUCACCAAAUUAUUCUUAUUUUGACUACUCAUUUACAUGUAAUCCUUGUUUCUUAGAUUUAUUGUGUUUUUAAGAUUUUCACCAAUAUUGAUUUUAAAAUUGUGAUCAUAAUAUACAAUUAUUAUUUUGACGCUUGUACAGGAUAGUGUAAGAAAGUAAACUGUAUCGGUUAUACUAUAAUUUUAACCAAUUACCUUUUGUGUUAAUAAGUAUAAUAUUAUUAUUAUAUAAAUUUGUUAAUUUAUUUUUUGUUAGUAGAAGUUGUGAUAAAAUUAAAUAAAUACG
This is a messenger RNA of Adelges cooleyi (spruce gall adelgid), 4559 nucleotides long. RefSeq names its product alpha-mannosidase 2 (gene alpha-Man-IIb). Gene Ontology annotation, molecular function: carbohydrate binding; alpha-mannosidase activity. The transcript has 6 exons. Gene Ontology annotation, biological process: protein deglycosylation; N-glycan processing; mannose metabolic process. Gene Ontology annotation, cellular component: Golgi membrane. The record is from RefSeq and is a predicted model, not a curated record. NCBI's taxonomy places the organism in Eukaryota, Metazoa, Arthropoda, Insecta, Hemiptera, Adelgidae. The coding region runs from base 358 to 3768 and encodes 1136 amino acids.